This is a messenger RNA of Dentiscutata heterogama, 1968 nucleotides long. The record is from the annotation of a GenBank genome assembly. Lineage: Eukaryota; Fungi; Glomeromycota; Glomeromycetes; Diversisporales; Gigasporaceae.
AUGACCGCGUUUAGCCGUUCCUCCUUAGAGGAAUUAUUGAAAAAACGCUUUUUCUACGCGCCUUCUUUUCAAGCAUAUGGUGGUGUUGCGGGAUUUUAUGAUUAUGGCCCUCCCGGCUGCGCUCUUCAAUCUAAUAUCAUCGAUUUAUGGCGUAAGCAUUUUGUGUUAGAAGAGGAAAUGCUUGAAAUGGAUGGUGCAAUUAUUACGCUCGCAGAUGUUUUGAAAACAUCUGGUCACGUGGAUAAAUUUAGUGAUUGGAUGGUUAAAGAUGUCAAGACUGGUGACAUUUUUCGUGCUGACCAUUUAGUUGAAAACGUUAUAGAAACAAGGCUAGAUGGUGAUAAACAAGCUGGAUUAAUGACUGAAAAUGAUGCAACAUCUCAAAAUGAUAAAAAGAAAAAAAAGGGUACAGUUCAAGCUGUAAAAUUAGAUGAUGCUACUAAAGCAGAAUAUGAAGAAAUUUUGGCAAAGGCAAAUUUUAAUUUACAAACAAAUUAUGAAUGGGAACUGAUAUUUUAUAUUGAUAAUUAUACUGGUAAAGAGCUUGGAGAAAUCAUAAGUAAACAUAAUAUCAAAAGUCCUGAAACGGGUAAUGAUCUAACCGAACCUGUCGAAUUUAAUUUAAUGUUUGAGAGUAGCAUUGGACCCACCGGACAUUUGAAAGGCUACCUCCGACCGGAAACCGCGCAAGGUCAAUUUCUCAAUUUUAAGAAAUUUCUUGAAUUUAAUAAUGAUAAAAUGCCAUUCGCUUCCGCUUCCAUCGGUCGUUCUUUCAGAAACGAAAUUAGUCCAAGAUCAGGUCUUCUCCGCGUUAGAGAAUUUACAAUGGCUGAAAUCGAACAUUACGUAGAUCCCAAUAACAAGAAACAUGCUCGUUUUGAUGAAGUAAAAGACAUUAAACUUUCUUUGCUUCCACGGCAUAUACAAAGCGAAGGUAAAACAGUACCUAUCGAAUUGCCUAUUGGCGAAGCUGUCGAAAAAAAAAUUGUUGACAACGAAACUCUGGGUUAUUUCCUUGCUCGUACACAUUUAUUUUUAACUAUGCUCGGUAUCAAAUACGAUAGGCUUCGCUUUCGUCAACAUAUGCCUAAUGAGAUGGCUCAUUAUGCUUGUGAUUGUUGGGAUGCUGAAAUUCAAAGUAGCUAUGGAUGGAUAGAAUGUGUCGGUUGUGCUGAUCGUUCUGCGUAUGAUUUGACUGUUCAUACAAAUCGUACGAAAGAAAAGCUUAUCGUAAGAGAGAGCUUGGCCGAGCCGUUGAUCUAUGAAAAAAUUGUUCUGGAAAUCAACAAGAAAAUCUUUGGUCCUAAAUUCAGGCAAAAUGCAAAAACUGUGGAAGAUUAUUUAACUAACCUGAAUGAGGAACAAUUGGAAGCUUUGAAAAAGGAAUUGGAGGAUGGAAAUGGUAAAACCAUGGUUUCUUGUGCUGACGGUAAUCAAUAUGAAAUAUCGAGUGAUUUUCUUACUAUUCAGAAACAGACCAUUACAGAACAUGUUAGGGAAUAUAUUCCCAAUGUUAUAGAACCAUCAUUUGGUAUUGGUCGGAUCCUAUAUUCAUUAAUUGAACAUGUAUAUUGGACUCGCGAAGGUGAUGAACAAAGAGCGGUUUUAUCAUUCCCGCCACGUGUUGCACCUUUCAAAUGUUUACUAGUUCCUCUAAGUAAUAACCCUGCUUUUUCUGAACUUGUACGCGAUCUUUCUUCUAAACUUCGUAAGCUUCAUAUUUCCAUUAAGGUAGAUGACUCUUCUAAUUCAAUUGGACGCCGGUAUUCUCGCAAUGAUGAGCUUGGCACACCAUUCGCGAUCACCAUUGAUUUUCAAUCUGUGCAAGAUGGAACUGUAACAUUGCGAGAAAGGGAUUCUACCAAACAAAUCAGGGAAAAGACUGAUACUAUACUUCAAGUUCUUGAAGAUUUGGUCGAAGAAGACGUCACCUGGGAAGAAGCUUUAAUAAAAUAUAAACAAAUAUAA